GGACUUUUUUAUUAAAGUAAGAAUUAUUCAAAAAUAUGCUGUGAUUGCUGACAUCUUACGCCAUGAAGUAGUGUAUGUUUACGCUUUAUUAUAUUAGGUAUAGACAUUUCACGCGGGCACAAGCAGCUGUUAGUUAUCAAAACAAACACCUUGAAAAAGGCCAAUGUUUCUAUAAUUAUGAUUACGUGAACAUAGAAUAUAACUGAUAUAAACUUAUCAGGGAAAUAACAAAUUAUGUCGACAACGGUACAAGAUAACAGUGUUUGCUCUCUCUUGUUGAUACAAAAACAUUCACAGAGCAUUGAAAUCUAUGCGUAUCACAGUCGAGUGGGGCGCGUUAACACGGUCAUUGUUCUGUGGUAAACUACUGCAUUAUCCGUAUCAAACAGUAUCGUAUGUAACGUUAUAAAGAACGGUCUUGAAAAAUGUUGAAAAAUCCUAAAUAUGUGUACGGUGAGGAAGAUCUGUAUUUACCAGCACAUUUGAAUUUUGGUUCGUUUAUGUUGAAUAAUUUAUGGAUGAAUAAAGACAAAGUAACAUUGAUUAAUGGAUCAACACACGAAAAACUUACAUGUGGCGAAAUAGCUCAAGAGGCAAUGAACAUAGCUGUUUCAUUGAGAAAUAUUGGUCUUAAAAAGGGGGAAGUGGUAGCAGUUUGUUCAGAGAACAGACGAGAAUUCUGGGGUACUGUUAUUGGAAUAGUCUGCGCCGGUGGUGUCGUGACUACAAUUAAUCCAGGAUAUACUAAAGAUGAAUUAAAACAUGUGAUGAGUAUAUCGAAACCUAAAUAUGUAUUCUGUUCACCAAACACUUAUAACACAUGUGGAAAAACACUAAAAUCAGUUAGCAGUGUUAAUAAAAUUAUUGUAUACGGAGACGCAUAUAUUAAAGAAAAGAAUACGCUAUCAUAUAACGAUCUAGCGAAGGUAAAUACCAAAGGAGAGAUGUUUAAGAAAAUUGAUUUGGAAGAAUUCGAAGUUGUAGAAGUUAACGGACAAACAGAUACCUUGUUUAUAUUAUAUUCAUCAGGAACUACAGGACUACCAAAAGGAGUUAUGCUAACCCACCUCAAUGUAUUGGUUUCAUGCUGUUUGGAGCCUACCAUGCAAUCGGAAGCAGUAAACCUCACAAUAACGCCUUGGUAUCAUACAAUGGGCCUCAUUGGAACGCUACGAGGUCUGUCAACAGCACUCAAAGUAGUCUUCUUGCCAAAAUUUGAAACAGAAUCGUACCUCAACACAAUAGAAAGAUACAAGGUUAAUUUGCUAAUAGUCGUACCACCUGUGUUAGUCGCUCUCUGCAAAUACAAAUCAAAUCAUGAUCUCAGUUCUGUAAAUGUCAUAUAUUCUGGAGCUGCGCCUUUACACGGAGAUACUAUAAAGGAUGUUCAUAAAAGAUUUCCCAAGCUACUAUCCGUGUUGCAAGGAUAUGGAAUGACUGAAGUCACGUUGGCAGUAACACGGGAUGUUCAAAGCACAGCGCACUUGGCUAAGCCUGGUGGUGUCGGUUUUGUUGUAAAGAAUGCUGUUGUUAAGGUCGUGGAUAUCCAUACAAGAGAACCUUUAGGUCCAAAUCAACCGGGUGAGAUUUGUGCAAAAGGCGUUAUCAUAAUGAAAGGUUACAUGGGAAAAGAUAAAGGAGAUGAUUUCGAUGAAGAAGGUUUCUUCAAAACAGGCGACAUAGGUUACUACGAUGAAAACAAAUAUUUCUUUAUUGUUGACCGACUCAAGGAACUUAUCAAAUACAAAGCUUAUCAGGUGCCACCAAUGGAAUUGGAAGCAGUACUGCUGCAGCAUCCAGCAGUACGCGACGUGGGUGUGGUGGGUUUGCCACACGCAUCAGCGGGCGAAGUACCCCUAGCGUUUAUUGUACUGCAACCCAACACUAAUGCAACGGAGAAAGAACUUCAGCAAUUCGUCGCUGAGAGAUUGUCAAAUCCUAAACAUUUACGAGGCGGUGUACGAUUCGUGAAAGAAAUUCCUAAAAACCCCAGUGGGAAGAUACUAAGGAAACGCUUGCGAGAGAUGGUCAAGACUAAAAAGAGUAAACUGUGAUACUCAGAGACGAAUUUAUAGCUAAAUAUAUGGGCGUUGUCAGCCGAUGAACUUGUAAUCACUUAAUGUCAUUAACUCCAAUGUAGAUAAAAAUAAAUUACUUUUUGAUAAUA
Papilio polytes (common Mormon) is the source of this 2167-nucleotide messenger RNA. Its product is annotated as 4-coumarate--CoA ligase 1-like. The transcript is spliced from 9 exons. Gene Ontology annotation, biological process: long-chain fatty acid metabolic process; fatty-acyl-CoA biosynthetic process. NCBI's taxonomy places the organism in Eukaryota, Metazoa, Arthropoda, Insecta, Lepidoptera, Papilionidae. The record is from RefSeq and is a predicted model, not a curated record. The coding region runs from base 426 to 2054 and encodes 542 amino acids. Gene Ontology annotation, molecular function: long-chain fatty acid-CoA ligase activity.